CGCAGUUUGGAUCAUGUUUAUCAACCGCUCCUCUUUUCCCACGCACCGAUUUGUGGAAUAUUGCCAGUUUCUGGAGAAAUCGUUAUAAUAAAUUGGAUAAGGAAGCGCUUAUGUGAACAUGCUCUGUGUGUGAGGCCUUUCCAAAGGACAUGAGGGUUCGAUCCCUCCAAGAGCCGGAUAUCUAUGGUUCCCAUCUCCUUUCAUCCCAUUACUGAUUCUGACCACAAAAACUCCCCCCCCUCCCCCAGUCAUCUUCUAAUUCAUGACACAGCUGGAUGCAUCAUCUGUGCGUGCACUCUCCGAGCGUCUCCUCGUAGCCUCGCACAAGGGCCGAACUGAUCAUGUUGUUCAGCUCAUCAACAAAGGGGCCAAGGUAGCCGUUACCAAGAACGGCAGAACACCUCUGCAUUUGGCUGCUUAUAAGGGCCAUAUUGCUGUUGUAAGGAUUCUGCUUGCAGCCGGUUGUGACCUGGAUAUUCAAGAUGAUGGUGAUCAGACAGCCAUACACAGGGCAGCUGUGGUGGGCAACACUGAGGUCAUCUCAGCACUCAUUCAGGAAGGGUGUGCACUAGAUAGACAGGACAAGGAUGGGAACACAGCAUUACACGAGGCGGCGUGGCAUGGCUUCAGUCAGUCUGUCAAACUGUUGGUGAAGGCUGGAGCCAAUGUUCACGCUAAAAACAAGGCAGGGAACACUGCUCUUCAUCUGGCGUGUCAGAACGGUCAUGCUCAAAGCUCUAAAGUUCUGCUGCUAGGCGGCUCUCGCCCGGACAGUAACAACAAUGUUGGCGACACAUGUCUGCAUGUGUCAGCGCGCUAUAAUCAUUUGACUGUGACCCGAGCACUGCUGGGUGCCAUCUGCUCUGUGACUGAAAGAAAUCACGUUGGGGACACGGCUUUACAUAUCGCAGCUGCUGUGAAUCACAGGAAGACCGUACGAAUGUUACUGGAGGCUGGAGCUGACAGCAGCAUCAAAAACAAUGCGGGAGAGACAGCUCUCGAUCAGGCACGGGAGAAUGAUAAUCCUGAAGUGGCACUGCUGCUAACCAAAGCCCCACAGAGCUUCACUCGUGGACGGACUGUGAGGAAGAGGAGGGACAGGAUGAAGACUGAGGGUCGAGCGCAGUCAGUCCCACGUGACGAGAUGAUGCAGAGAAAGGACAGCGUAUCUCCAGCACAUGAAAUACAUGGCAGCAACAAUUCACUCCGCCGAAAUGAGGCCGCAUAUGUCACAGAGGCACACGAAAACAAAAACUACAAGAAGAAAGUCAAAGAGAGGCAGUCCCCAUCAGAUGCCCUCAUCAGAAGGCAAAGUAAACACACUGAUCGUAAGCAGAAGAGUAAAAUAGAGAGAUCUGUUCCAUCAACUGCUCCUCAUAACUACAAGGCCUAUCAGCUCUAUACUCUCUACAGAGACAAAGAGGGCAAGAUAAUGCAGGCCCCAUUGAAUGGCUGCAGGUGUGAACCUCUUAUUAAUAAACUGGAGAAUCAGCUCAUGGCAACUAAAGAGGAAAUGCAAUCAGAGAUUCACACAGUACAAGAACUCAUGAACAGCAAGAUUGGCCAACUGGACCGAAAGAACAAACAUCAGAUCCGAGCUCUAGAUAAGAUCACUUUAGAGCGAGUGUCAGCAGAGAGAAUCCAAUGUUUACAUCGAAUUGACAAGAGAGCAACACAAGAACGCCUGGAGGGAGAGAAGAGGCAGGCGUCAGUAGUCAAUGAUCUUAAGAACUGGUGCCUUUCUAAGAUCCAAAGUUUGGAGACGCGUCUCUCUGGCGACCGAUGUACCACCAAAUUACGGCGUUCCUCGUCCCUGAUUGACAUGCUUUCAGAUCAGGAUCCUCAUUUACACCCUGCUGAGUCGGAAUCUUCUGGGGGCAGAACACGUUACUGUGCCUCAACAAAACAACCAGAGGCAACAGACAGAGGUGAGACUGCAGCAGCGACACCAUCUGCUAAGGACGGAUCAGCCAGUUACUAUGUGAUUAAGGUGGAUGUCUCACCAGACGAUAAGCAGCCAUCACAGAAUCAGUCUGCGCCACAGUCUCCUUGUAUAGUUCGGCCUAAACAAAGAUCAAGGGCAAGUAGUGACCCUCACAGAGCACAAGAUGAAUGGCAGGACACCAGUCUGGAGCAAGAAUGUGUGCUAGAUCACAAGAACCUAAAAAAGCGCUGCCAACAAAGAGCCAAGACCAAACCAGACACACAAACUUCAAAAGGUUCAGGAGACCGCUACACCGCCGAGACAUUCUUCGCCCAGGAGCGUGAAAACAUGCACACGUUGGAGGUCACGCAGUACUUUUUUGAGGCUGUGACGCUGCAGAUGGAGCGCUGGUAUGAACGGAAGAUUGAGGAAGCACGCUGGCAAGCCAACCAGAGAGCCCAAGCUGACAGAGCCGCUCUGCAGGACAGAAUAAGCUACCUGGAAGAUGAACUGAGACUGCUGAGAACUAACAAACAGGAUGAGAGCUAGUAUUUAAUAUACAUGCUUGGGCAAAAUUCUGAAUUUAAAGCAAUAGUUCCCCCAAAAAUGAAAAUUCUGACAUUAUUUAUUCAUCCUCAUGUUGUUCCAAACCCAUAUAACUUACAUUCAAAUGUAGUGCACAAAAUGUGAUCUUCUGAAGAAUAUCCUGGCUACUCUUUUGUAUAUAAUGAAAGUGAAAGGAGACUGGGGCUAUCAAGCUCCAAUAUGGUAAAAAGUUCAAUGGAGGGGAAGAUUUUCAGUGAGUAAUAAAUUAAAUUUGGGUCCGUUUCUCACACAUCAUAUGACUUCAGAAUACUUCAAAUAUAGCGAAUGCGUCAUGAGUACUACUUUAUGGUACUUUUUUGAUGCUUGAAAGUAAUAUUGUCCAUUCAUUAUAAUUGCAUGGAAAAAAGUGACUAGAGCAAUGAAUACAAUUUUCUCCUUUUGAAGAAAAUGUCAUAUGGGCUUUGAACGACAUGAGGGUAAAUGAUGAAAGAAUUGUCAUUUGUGUGAACUAAUUCUUUAAGAAUUGGCUCCCUUUCAAUUGAUGAGUUUGAAUUUAAAUUAAAUUGGGAGGUCCCACAGGAUGUUAAAUUGGAAUUGAAAUUGGAAUGACAAGAGGAUUUUACUUCAUGCAAUUUAAAGAAAUUCAACUCUGUAACAAUUUACAUAAUUAGUCCAACAUAAGCGACAAAACAUACAGUAAUUACUUUAAUUUUGAAUAAUUACUUUUUAAUCCCUUAAACGUAGAUUUUCCCCCCUCAACUGAUUAGACAUUCAACACUGUCAAAACAAUUAACACAGCCAUUAAUUUUUUUAUUUUAUUUUGCCUUACAGCACCACAAAAUAUCCUCCUCAUUGUUUUCAAAUAACUUUAGAAAAAUGUACAUUGUAUUCAAAAUUUUAAUCUACUGAUUAAUUAAGAUUAUAAUUAAUUUAUGAAUAGCUAUAACAAAACAAGUGUACUAAUAAUAAGGUUUCUGUAAAUGUAGUAUUCCAUUUCACUGUGAUUAAUUCCAUGGUUCAUGGAAAUAAAAUGAUAUAUAGUAAGUAUAUAUAUAAAUUAAAUACAAAUGUUUAUAGUUGACAUUUCAAACUAUGUCAAAAUAUUGUCAGGAAGUGUUGCUUGUAUGAUAACUACUAAGUCUGUCCAUUUAACAAUUUAAUUAUAUAAAAAAGCAUGUGUUAAAAAAUGACCACAAUUAAUCAUUCCCCCUGACUGUCAAGCAAGCUUUAAUAACUGCAUGUUUUAGCAAGUAGAAGUCAGCAGGGGGAAGCACAACUCCUGCUCUGCAGGCCCUGGGGGAGGGGUCUCAUCAAAUAUAUGCGAUUAAUUAAAGGACAUGUAAUUAAUUCAAAUAAAACAUUUCAUUGAUUGAAAACCCUAAUGGUUACAUGUUUAUGGGUACUUCUCACUUAAACUACAUUUAUUAAGAAACACUACACUUACAGCAGUUGAUUUCUUUGAAUUUCAUUCCAUUUUAAUUCUACUUUAUUAAAAUUAUAAUUCUGCAUCCUUUAUGCUACCUCAAUUCAAAUUCAUGAACUGAAUUGGUAUUCUCAGUUGAGUUCUGAGUGGUGCACAGCCCUGAUAGUAUAACACUGGUGUAGUAGACACUGUAAUUUACAAAGCUCCGAAUGGAUUAGCUAAAUUCAAUAAAGCUGCUAACAAAUUUGGCCAAAGUAGCUGCUAAAAAAUAAUUUCUAUGAAACUCUACACAAGGACAUUAAUGCAAAUGCUUCUAGCUCAAUUUCACAUUGUUGUGUUAUUAAAAUGUGUCCGUGCAAUUUAUAGCACAACACAAGUACAUGCUGCAUUCUCAGCGCUACCGUUAGGAGUGUUAUUGCGGGCAUUUGUGUAAGCUGUCUUUCUCCUACAGUCGGUUUUCCCUCUCAGGUAUCUCAGAUAAUUUUUCUGAGCAAGUUAGUUAUAGUUAGUUAAACUCUCAACAUGUGUACUGUAUAGUUAGCUGCCUGAAUAGUAACAAAUCUGAUUUAGUGGCAGACAUUUAUUAGUAACUCUACCCCCUUCAGCACUGAGGUUUGCUACUGCCACAUUAAUGCAAAAACAUUAAGUGCUAUAUGCACGAUGGGAAUACAUGCUUGCAACAAGUGGUCGACCGAUAUGUUGCAGAAGCAGAUAAAUCUUCCCGUUUUGCCGAUUUGUUUCUUGAGGGCGCUGAGAAAUACAUGUGAAGCCCAAUCACGGUUCGUUUUCUUGUUACAUGCAACCGUGUUACUACAAUAAUAGACCGAUAUGCAACACACUGUCAUUUAAACGGUCCGCAUAUCAGACGCAUUUGAGCUCAUAAUGUUAAAGCGCUCGCCUGGUUCAUUCUCCCUCUCUCUCUCUCUAUAUACACUACUGAACAACAGUUUUGAAACACUUACUUAUUCAUUCUAUAUAUAUAUAUAUAUAUUAUACAUACACCGCCUGAAACUGAUCUUUAAAUAAGAAGUUUGAAUUGAAUGCACUUAGCUGUAUUGAGAGCAGUAGCAUAUCUCCUUGCUCCCUAUUUAGAGAAUGACUUUACCUCCAGUGAGCUGUCUGUCUUCGGUGGUUUCAGGGUUAUUUUCAUCCUAACUCCAUAUAAAGCCUCUAAAAGACACAUUUGUGGAUACAUCCAGUGAUUCUCAAUGCGAUAAUGGACAGUAAAUAUAUUUUAAUUUAAACUUAGCAUACAGUCCACGAAUGUGGUCACAGGGUUUAACAGCAUUCCAUUUUGUGAUAAAUUGCUCCAAUUAAAAAAAAAAAAAUGCAUCUCAUUUGCAACUAGAGAAUAAUUUUUGACUCAAACAGGUUUCAGUGUAAAAACGUAAUUGGGUUUCUUACCAGAUAUAGUUUUGUUGGCAUUUCUCCCAAACACAAACUUCUCUGUGAUCGACACCAUAUUGUUUGAUCAGGACUCAAUGUCGAAAGUUUUACUCUUUACUGACAGCCCAGAGUCUCCUGAAGUGAGAUCAGUCAGUUUAAGUCAAGUCAAUUUUAUUUGUAUAGCACCUUUCACAACACACAUCGUUUCAAAGCAGCUUUUCAGAAGAUCAGCAUUAACAGACGAUAAAACUGUAAUGUCUAUAAAGUCGAUGAAUCAUCAUUGUGUAAUUUAGAUAAAAUAAGAUUCUUAAUCGUGUUUAAAAUAAUGAAAUAAUAACUGUAUUAAUACCCCCAGUUUAAAUGAAAUAAAAUUAUGUGUUGCAUAUAGCAAAGCCAAAAUGUAAUGUCCACGCAUGUGGACACAGGGUCUCAAUGGGUUAAAGCUUAAAACAGCACCCAAAGGUGUCGUGAAAGUUGUUCAUGUGGCUCGUGCAUCAUAUUCUAAGUCUAAAGACAUACAAUCACUUUGUGUGAUGAACUGAUCAAAAUGAAAGUUAUUCACUUCUAAAUCAAAUCAAAAAUGGCAACAACAUCAAACCUCACUGGAAUGAUACAGAAGUCGCACUGACUACUUUUAUGACACUUUUGGAAGCUUUUUAAUCUUUAAAGUGAGUCACUAUCAACUGCUGUUGUAUUGAAAUCAGUGAAUGGAACAUCUUUUAAAAUAUCUCUGUUUGUGUUCGACAGAAGGAAGGGAGUAAUGUGGGUUUGAAAUUACAUGAGGGUGAGUAAAUAAUGAUGGCAUUUACAUUUUUGGGUGAACUAUUUCAGUAAUUUUAUGACAGUAAAUGUAAUAAUAGCAAAUAAUGUUGCCAGUGGUAUACAAGGAGAUGCUCUGGAGGGUGAAAUUGACCUUCGGCCUCGAUGUCCUGGUCAAAAACCCUCCUUAAGGGUGUCACUGACAGCAGUGUUUCAGGAGGGGGGUCCUCCACAAACCACUGCAAUCUUAUAUUCAGACUCCAUUCUGGUAUGACAUGCCCACUUUUUACCAUCCAAACAAUUCUCGAUAGAUAAAAUUAAGUGUCGCCUUUGAACAUCCUGUUUUUUUUUUAUAAAUGCAGCACAUUAUGCAUAAGCAAUGGGUUAUGCAUAAUGUGGGUUAAAAAGCAAUGGGUGUUUUUUAUUUGAAGGUAGAUCUCAUAUAUUGUUGAGAUUAUAAAAUUUCCUUUUGCCAAAGGAAAGAAAAAAAUCAUGCUCCCAACAUUCAUUAACUUUUUCAUACUGCUGUUAAGCUCUACGCUGACUUCAUUGCCAGUUGCUACUAAUGUCAAUUGUUGUUUUCAUGCAUUUUUAAAUUGUAAAUAAAUAGUUUUCAACUGUGUCUUGACAAAUACUAAUAACUAGUGUUAUGUAAUGUAAAUGUAAUGUAAUCAGCAGAUCAUGUUGCUUGUUUUUAUACAUGUGCAGCUACUAGAUAAUAGUGGAAAUACAUAAUUUUUUGUCCUAAACAAAUGGACUAUGAUAUACAGCUGUAUGGUUGAGAAGUACAUUUUUUACGUUAAAUAAACUACAUAUAAUGACAGAA
Molecule: messenger RNA, 6864 nt
Organism: Xyrauchen texanus (razorback sucker)
Lineage: Eukaryota; Metazoa; Chordata; Actinopteri; Cypriniformes; Catostomidae
Gene: ankrd6b
Product: ankyrin repeat domain 6b
Exons: 16
Coding region: 263-2473 (736 amino acids)
Molecular function (GO): protein binding
Source: RefSeq, a predicted model, not a curated record